Messenger RNA from Pediculus humanus corporis (human body louse), 495 nucleotides. RefSeq lists its product as uncharacterized. The record is from RefSeq and is a predicted model, not a curated record. Gene Ontology annotation, cellular component: U12-type spliceosomal complex. The transcript is spliced from 3 exons. Gene Ontology annotation, molecular function: zinc ion binding. Lineage: Eukaryota; Metazoa; Arthropoda; Insecta; Psocodea; Pediculidae. Bases 1 to 495 code for a protein of 164 amino acids.
AUGGGGGCAGCACUAAAAAAAUAUUAUUGUGAUUUUUGUAAUCGUUAUUUUAAUGAUGACAAAAAUACUAGAGCAAAGCACGAAAGUAGUGUUAGUCAUAUUAAUUUAAAAAAAGAACAUUAUAAUAUGUUUAGAGAUCCAGAAACCAUUUUAAAAGAAGAAACCGUCAAAAAACCAUGUAGAAAAUUUCAUAACGAAGGCUUCUGCUCCUUUGGUGGAUCAUGUACAUUUUCUCACUAUUCUCAAGAAGAUUUGGAUAAAAUCAGGCAAGAAAUAUUUAUAAGUAAUAGUUUUAAUUUUGACAAUCUUACCAUUGAAGACUGGCUUGUGAAAUAUAAUCGAGAAUUAGAAGAAAAAAAUAUUAAAAAUAAUAAAUUAUUGUGGAGCAGUGAACUUCCCCCAGAAUUAUUAUUAAACGCACAAUUGUUACCCCCAUCAUUAUUACCCUUUCCUAUAAAGAAUAUAAUUGACAUUGAUUUAGAAACAUGGGGAUAG